Prunus armeniaca (apricot) is the source of this 207-nucleotide messenger RNA. NCBI's taxonomy places the organism in Eukaryota, Viridiplantae, Streptophyta, Magnoliopsida, Rosales, Rosaceae. The record is from the annotation of a GenBank genome assembly.
AUGGAUAACCAGCAUUGGGACGGCGAGACUGAUUUUCAGAAGGUGUUUGAUUUAAUUCUUCAAGUGGUUGUGAAUGGGAAUUUGAAGCCAGAGCAAAUGAUCAAGAGGCUCUUUGUGUUCACCAGCGACCAAGACUUUGAUGAUGCUUCUUUCAAUAGCUGGGAGACUGACUAUGAGGCCAUACAGAGAAAGUUCAAGGAGAAAUGA